GUGCUUUUUGUAGGGUACAUUUUUAAUACAGCACAUACUUAAAUAUACAGGCAUACAAAACUGUGAAACAAGAUCAGAAUAUGGAAAGUCUUACUUCUAAUGUAUCAUGUACUUCAAUUUGCCAUGUAUACACUUUAUUCUGUGCAAAGCACCCUACAAGUAUUUUCUUUUCCAUUGCAGGUACAGAGCCCCCAAAAAGGGUAUGUUUUAAAUGUAAUUAAGGGGGACCCAAUCAAAUUAUUUUUGGUAUAAUGACUAAUAAAUACUUUCAAUCUCAGAAUCUUUACAAAAUAUACUGCAUGGCAAAAAGUAACACCUGUCCAACUUCUUAUUCUGAAACUUAUUAAUAUGAAGUGGGUCCUUCCUUUGCAGCUAUAACAAUCUCUGCUAUUUUGUAAUAGCUUUCCAUUAGAUGUCGGACUAUAGACGGCAGGAGUUAUUUUUUAUUGAACCACAAGAGCAUUAAUGAGGUUGGGCACUGAUGUCGGGAGUCAGACUUGACUUGCAGUUGGUGUUCCAGUUCAUCCAAAUGGUGUUCAGUUGGGUGAAAGAAGUGGUUCUUUCAAUUCUGUCUAAACAAACUUCUGGGGGAAUUGUUCUGAAAGAGGAAAAAAAAAUUCACCAAACUGUUGGCACAAAGUAGGAAGCAAAGCCUUAAGGUUUUCUUCAAUAGGAACCAGGCACUCUAGCCCAAACCAAGGAAAACACUCCCUAUUAAUCGUUCAUGUCCUGACAUUGCUUGUAGAAACAGUGAGUGUUCCAAAUGAUAGCAUUAAACAGAGUGUCUGCAUAUUCCUGGCCAUAUUGUGUACACUACAGUUAUUGGAUCUUUUAUCCAGAAACCCGUUAUCUCUGAAAGCUCCAAAAUUUAGGAAAAAACAUUUUCCAAUGAGUUUUUAAAGUCUGCGUUAUUUUUAUAUAUAUAUAUUUUUUUCUUUUUUUGUAUAAUAGAACAGUACAUUUUACUCAUAACUAAUCUAGAAAACGUAUCUAAACUUAUCUAGAAAACCUUACAUCUCAAGCAUUAUAUUCUAUAUCUGUAAUGCCAUGUUUGUAGUGAAACCACCGGAAAUCAUAAUAAUUUUUUUUACUUGUCAGAAUGACUGGCCAGAAGGAUAUCAGCUUGCAGGAUCAAUGAAUUUCAGCUUCCCUCAGUGUUGUCCUAUCAAUCUAAAAACUCUCAUACCCAAUGCUAGUGCAGAUGCUUGAAAUCUAAUGAGGGAUACAAUGCACUGGGACCCAAAAUAAAGACCAACAGCCAGUCAGGGCUCAUUUCUGCAAAUAAAGACGGAAAGCAUGCCCCAUGGAACAGUGCCCUAACUACAAAAUAGGAAGAGGCCUUGUUUACAACAGAGCUAAUGGAGGCAUUUUAGGAGGUUUUGUAGGCCCUUUCUACAACUCACCUGGAGGAUACAUACCUUCAUUUAACAAGAAGGAGGUUGGAUCAGCAGAGCAGAGAAUACAGCUGGCACCAAUUGGAGCAGCAACAACUGUACACUCUCAGAUGCCAGCUCCACCUUUCAAGCCAGCUGCUGGAAAUCGCUCCAUAUUAAACCGUCCUCAACAACUGCAGCCAGUCCAUGGAAGAACAGAUUGGGCAGCCAAAUAUGGAGGCCAUCGUUAAGAGCUGAUGGACUUUCACAUUCCAAGAACUUUUCCCCCAGCAUUCUGUGGCUGUUUGUCAUUAAAUAUGAACAUUGUGCAAAUCUAUCUUUCCCUUGAAGGGAAAAGUGACCUGUUUAUUAUUAUUAUAAAUUAUUUGAUUUAUUUUGUUCCUGAAAUGGAUAGUAGACCUAUGAGCAUUGCUUAUAAAGCACAAUUGAACAUACAAUACCCUCCGUUUUUAUUUUUAACGUGUGCACAUAAUUAGCUUUCUCAAAUCAAACAAAGUUUGCAGAUGUCUGUAAUAUUGCACAGUGAAAGUGAAAUGGUUGGCAAGCUUAUUGUUUACAGAGAAUAUGUAAGUUUACCUCAAGCAGAGCAAACACUAUGGCAGCUUGCAUAUGUAUGAAUGUAUGUACAGCAGAACCCCCAGUUUACAUUUUUCAGGGGACCAGAAAUAAAUGGUGUAAAAUCCAGGAAAAUAUAUAGGUGGAACCACAAAACAACAAUGUAAACUUAAAAUCAGGGAAUGUAAAAUUGAGGUUCCACUGUAUAUGCUAAGAAAGUAUGUUUUGUAUACACAGACUAUAAAGCCCCAUACAGUCAAUUUAAUGAAAAAUGACCUGCAAGAGUUUUCUCUGAGGGCAAAAACAUCUCUCAUAGUGGUUGUAACUAGAUGACAUGUUCCUCAUGUGCAGUCCAUUACAAUAUUGAUACAUGAUCAAGGGUGACUAGCAUCUAUUGAUGUCACACAGAGCAUCGGUCAGUAUAUUACAGGAAUGGGACCUGUUAUCCAGAAUACUCUGGACCUUUGAUUUUCCAGAUAAGGGAUCUUUCCUUAAUUUGGAUCUUCAUACCUUGGGGCAGAUUCCCUAAAGGGUCAAG
Molecule: messenger RNA, 2487 nt
Organism: Xenopus laevis (African clawed frog)
Lineage: Eukaryota; Metazoa; Chordata; Amphibia; Anura; Pipidae
Product: serine/threonine-protein kinase MAK-like
Exons: 4
Coding region: 1304-1624 (106 amino acids)
Source: RefSeq, a predicted model, not a curated record